Messenger RNA from Dicentrarchus labrax (European seabass), 1651 nucleotides. Its product is annotated as serine-rich adhesin for platelets-like. The transcript has 5 exons. Bases 110 to 1651 code for a protein of 513 amino acids. Lineage: Eukaryota; Metazoa; Chordata; Actinopteri; Moronidae. The record is from RefSeq and is a predicted model, not a curated record.
GCCUCACAAGAGAUGUGCACCAGGAGCCUCUAAACAAAAGUAUAAAAUUAAUACAAAUAAAAGAAUAAAAUUAAUGCAAAUCUAAACAACAUUUUUUGUGACUAUCGCCAUGGGUUCAAGGGCAGGAACCAUGGGUGCUGGACAAAUCUUAUCAAUUUUGCUCAUACUUACACUGGCUAAUGCUCAAACAUCAAUAACUGGAGCUUCAACUACAACAGGAGGGUCAACAACGACCAGUGUUGCAACAACUGCAGGACCUACAUCAAGUGCUGCAUCAACAACAACUGGAGCGUCAACAACAACUGCUGCCUCAACUACAAUGGGAGGUUCAACAACAACUGGCGCAUCAACAACAACUAGUGAGUCAACAACAACUGCUGCCUCAACUACAACAGGAGGUUCAACAACAACAACUGAUGGAUCAAUGACUGGUGCCUCAACUACAAUGGUAGGUUCAACAACAACUGGUGAAUCAACUACUGGAGGGACAACAACAACUGGCGCAUCAACAACUGGUGAGUCAACAACAACUGCUGCCUCACCUACAACAGGAGGUUCAACAACAACUGGCGGAUCAACAACUGUUGCCUCAACUACAACAGGAGGUUCAACAACAACUGGCGGAUCAACAACUGGUGGGUCAACAACUGGUGGGUCAACAACGACUGCUGCCUCGACUACAAUUGGAGGUUCAACAACAACUGGUGGAUCAACAACUGGUGGGUCAAUGACAACUACUGCCUCAACUACAAUGGGAGGUUCAACAACAACUGGUGGAUCAACAACUGCUGGGUCAACAACCACUGCUGCCUCAACUACAACAGGAGGUUCAACAACAACUGGUGGAUCAACAACUGGUGGAUCAACAACCACUGCUGCCUCAACUACAACUGGAGGGUCAACAACAACUGCUGGAGGGUCAACCACAACUGCUGCCUCAAUUACAACAGGAGGUUCAACAACAACUGGUGGGUCAACAACAACUGGUGAGUCAACAACAACUGCUGCCUCAACUACAACAGGAGGUUCAACAACAACUGGUGGAUCGACAACUGAUCGGUCAACAACAACUGCCGCAUCAACAACUGGUGAGUCAACAACAACUGCUGCCUCAACUACAACAGGAGGUUCAACAACAACUGGUGGGUCAACAACAACUGCUGCCUCAACUACAACGGGAGGGUCAACAACAACUGGCCCAUCAACAACAACUGCUGGAGGGUCAACCACAACUGCUGCCUCAACAACAAAAGGAGGGUCAACAACAACUGGUGCAUCAACUACAACAGGAGGUUCAACAGCAACUGGUACAUCAACUACUGGAGGGUCAACAACAACUGGUGAGUCAACAACAACUACUGCCUCAACUACAAUGGGAGGUUCAACAACAACCGGUGAGUCAACAACAACUGCUGCCUCAAGUACAACAGGAGGUUCAACAACAACCGGUGAGUCAACAACAACUGCUGCCUCAAGUACAACAGGAGGUUCAACAACAACUGGUGGGAGGUUCAACAACAACUGGCGGAACAACAACUGGUGGGUCAACAACAACUGCUGCCUCAACUACAGUGGGAGGGUCAACAACAACUGCUGCCUCAACUACAAUGGGAGGUUCAACAGCAUGUAUUUAGAGGUCAACAACUGGUGA